AUGGAGAUUUCUCAGCAUGGCGAGGCGACCAUAUUAAGCGAAUCAAAGAGCAAAACCAGCAGCGGCGCACAAGCCACUCAACGUCCAGAGGUGACGAUCGACGAGUUUUUUCAAAAGACAGAAACAAAACCUGUGCUGUACUACUUGCCACUUACUGACGAGCAAAUAAAGCAAAAGAAAGAGCGUCGGGGUCAGAAACCGGAGGGUCAGCCACGCAAACGUCGCCAUCGCGGCGGUCGCAAGAGAAACAGACGCGGUCGCUUUCAAAGGCGCUAG
Messenger RNA from Peronospora belbahrii, 276 nucleotides. NCBI's taxonomy places the organism in Eukaryota, Oomycota, Peronosporomycetes, Peronosporales, Peronosporaceae. The record is from the annotation of a GenBank genome assembly.